Monoraphidium neglectum is the source of this 159-nucleotide messenger RNA. RefSeq lists its product as hypothetical. NCBI's taxonomy places the organism in Eukaryota, Viridiplantae, Chlorophyta, Chlorophyceae, Sphaeropleales, Selenastraceae. The transcript has a single exon. The record is from RefSeq and is a predicted model, not a curated record. The annotation marks the transcript as partial.
AUGGGCUGGCGGCGCCUGCGUGCGUGUGCGCUGAGGCGCCUGUGGGAUGGCGCCGCCGCCAGUCACUCCCCAGGCAGGGCGCCUGGGGGCGGGGACGGGGCGGGGUCGGCGGGCGCGAGAGCGGCGCCGCUGCGGCGGCGCGAGCGGCGCCGAUCUUGG